AUGAAUAUCUAUUACAUUAAUGUAUUAUUAUUUUCCAUUACAUUAAAUAUAUUAGUACCUAAUCUAUGGAACCACAAGGUUACAACAAAACCACAUAGAGAUUUGUGCGAAUGUGAGUUGUAUACACCCCCAAAUUAUGAUAAUGAUCCUCAAAUGAAAGAAAUUAUGAAAAAUUUCAAUAAACAAACAGAUCAGAGGUUAAAAGAAUAUGACGAACGUGUGAUCCAAAACAGAAAAAAAUGUAAAGAACAGUGCGAUAAAGAAAUACAGCAAAUUAUUUUAAAAGAUAAAAUAGAAAAACAAUUAAAGGACAAGUUGUGCACACUACAAACAGAUAUAGAUACUGAUGCUAUCCCUGCAUGUGUUUGCGAGAAAUCGGUGGCUGACAAAACAGAGAAAUUUUGUCUGAAUUGUGGGAAACAUAUGGGAGCAAUUGCUCCCUGGUGGGGUUUGGUAUGUGAUGCAGGGUAUUCGGGAUGGACACAUUAUACUGCUACUACUCUUGUUGAAUUAGCUACAGAAUCGGGUAUUAAAAAAGGUAUAGAAGUGGGUUUGGCUAACGUGGCGAAAAUAGUAAAACAAAUGUCAGGUACAAUACCCGUUAAGAUUCCUAAAAUUAAGGUGGCCCAAGUGAUGACUGCGGGACAAUUUACAGACGACGUAACCUUUUCUGGUAUAGUACAAGCGUUAGAUGGUCCUACGUUCGCGGAAUUGGGUACUGGACAACAUGCUCAAUAUUCGCUGUGUGUACAAAAUAUAGCAAAGACUUUUACUCUUAAAACACUUAAAACAGAAGCAGCAGAAGUUGUAACAGCAUUCAAAGAAGCGGAAGCAGGUGUAUUGGCAGAUGGAACGGCUACAACUAGUAUAUUACAUGCAACUAUUAUUGCUUCCGUUGUUGCAAUAGUAGUUAUAGUUUUGGUUAUGCUUAUAAUUUAUUUGAUUUUACGUUAUCUUAGAAAAAAAAAAAUGAAGAAAAAAUUACAAUACAUAAAAUUACUAAAGGAAUAG
Molecule: messenger RNA, 1011 nt
Organism: Plasmodium adleri (nom. inval.)
Lineage: Eukaryota; Apicomplexa; Aconoidasida; Haemosporida; Plasmodiidae
Product: rifin PIR protein, putative
Exons: 2
Coding region: 1-1011 (336 amino acids)
Source: RefSeq, a predicted model, not a curated record